UUCUUUUGUUCCUGUUGUCCCUCUUUUUUUUUUUUUUUUUCUUUUCUUUUUCCUGGUAUUUUCUUAAUGUCCACAUCAGUCUCUUUGGAUAGUAAUGUUGUCAAAUUAUAUAUCCUUGACCAUUCUUUUGUUAUUUUGAAACAACAAGACAUUUUGGAAAUCUCUUUCGAUGGUACCAUCAAAUCAAAAGACGAGUUCACUCCUGAUCCUAAUAUUAGUUCUUACGAAUUCCAUGGCAUAGUUGGACUACUUGAUGGCUUUACUGAUAAAUACCUAGUUAUGGUGUCUCAGGUACAACAACGUGGACUUUUAUUUGGACAUUCUACCUAUGCCAUUGAAAAAACAAUAUGUAUACCCAUGAAUGCUUCAGUUGCAAGGAAAACUUUGGCUUUACACGGUACCAAGACUGUAAUGGAUACUGAUGGAACUUCCGAUAUCCAAACUUUACUUAUCAAAGAGCCCGAUGGAAAGAGCGGUACAGAUACCUCUACAACAACAAUAACAAGCUUGGAAUCACAACAGUUGUCAGCAACAACGAUACCAAUAGAACCUACUAUCACUACAACGUCGAAAAUAUCUACCACAAAAGUAUCAUCUCCUUCUUUUAUGAAUGUGCUCAAGAAAACAUUUAGUUCUACUGACAACAAAGCUGGCAACAACUCCUCUUCAACCUCCAACCUUCAAACAUCUCUAUCUGCUGGUUCUUUUGGUACUCGAAUUUCGUCUUCCGCUUCACUCUCGAAAGAUUUUCCCGAGCCUGUACCAGUUGAUGUGCUAUCCGAUUCAAUGGCAUCUGUCAAAUUGUCUGAAGAUACGGUCGCCUUGGAACAACGUCUGAUUAAAGAAGUGACUAAUAUGUUUAGUCGUGGUAUGUUUAUCUUCGCUCAUGGAUUUGAUAUUACAAAUAGCAUCCAGCAUACAUUUGAAAAGAAAAAGGAUGAUUCAACUCGAUCUAUUUUGGAAACAAUUGAUCAUCGAUUCUGGUGGAAUGAACAUCUCUUACAGGACUUUGUGAAAGCUAAGCUUGAUCAUUGGAUUUUACCGAUAAUGCAAGGCACUAUACAAAUUGAAUCAUGUGAAAUAGAUGGAUUCCCGUUUACAUUUGGACUUGUGUCUCGACGAAGUCGUGAAAGAGCUGGAUUACGAUAUCAACGACGUGGUGUGAAUGAUGAAGGCCAAGUCGCUAAUUUUGUAGAAACGGAACAAAUAGUCAUCUUCAAACGAGAAAAUGUGCAGCAUAUAGCCUCUUUUGUUCAAACCCGUGGAUCAAUCCCACUGUUUUGGAGCCAAUCACCAUAUGCUCUUCAUCCUGAUCCUGCACUUCAUCGAUCAGAGGAAGAAAACACUGAAGCAUUUGAAAAGCACUUUCAAAAACAAGAAUCUUUGUAUGGUCGUCAAGUGGUGGUGAACCUUACUGAAUUAUCUGGUCGUGAAGCUAUCAUUGGAUCUGAAUAUCGAUAUCAUAUUGAAAAACUGGGGGAUCCAAACAUUAAGCAAGUCAAAAGAAAGAAAAAAAAACACAAUCUAGCAAUAUGCUUGCUUAUUUAUUUAUUUGUUACUAGAUAUGUGGAAUUUGACUUUCACAAGGAAACAAAGGGUAUGCGGUUUGAAAAUAUUAGCAAGCUAAGUGAUAGCCUAUAUGACAACAUGAUGAAAAUGGCGUAUUUUUGGGAAGGUGAUAACAAAACCGUAUAUUGUGAGCAAGCUGGUGUAUUCAGAACGAAUUGUAUGGAUUGUCUUGAUCGAACCAAUGUUGUACAGAGUGCUUUUGCAAGAAAAAUCCUCAAUUUGCAAUUGAUGCGAUUUGGCAUUUCAGAGUAUCCGGACAAGGGCAUCAAGUAUUACGAACAAUUUGAACGUAUCUUCAACAACGUCUGGGCGAACAAUGGAGAUAUGAUUUCUCGUAUGUAUACUGGUACAAGUGCACUAAAAGGUGAUUUUACAAGAACUGGUAAACGAAACUUCACUGGGAUUAUGAAUGAUGCAUCUAAUUCAUUGGCAAGAAUGUACUUCAACACUGUUAAGGAUUUUUGGGGACAAGCUACAAUAGACUACAUAUUAGGUUAUCAUAAACUGGAUAUAUUUAGACGCAUUCCGGAAAGUAGCCAGAGAUCUGCUGAACCUGGAAUUGAAAAGUGGCUAGAGAAAAUACGCAACGAUGCUAUCCAAGUUAGCUGUGAAAUUGUCAUCGCAGACGAUGAAGUCAAAUUAAGAGGUUGGACUCUUUUGGCACCAAAAGAAAAUAAAAAUGGCAAACGAUCAAGCAAACGAUUUGAAGAAAAGGUGGUCCUAUUGACAAGCAAAGCAUUAUAUGUAUGUAGUUAUAACUAUCAUUUGGAAAAGGUGGUACAAUUUAAACGGGUGGAGCUCUGUACCAUUCAAUCGAUUCAAGUGGGCGAAUAUAUCCUAUCAUCCUUGGCGGCUGAAUCUCGUGAUCCAAAUCAAAAUUAUGGUUUAUGCAUUUAUUACAAUUCAAAUGGACAAAUCAUGCGAUGGAAUACAGGUAGUUUAAUCAAUCAAAAUUUGGAAGAUCUCAACAUUACAACUACAGAUGCAAGAUCCAAAAAGAAGAAGAACAAGCGAAUCACUACAUCAACGGCAACAAUGGAAGAUAGUGGUAUGGAAAGCGAUUCAUCCUGUUUAUCCCGGUCAUCGUCAUCAUCAUCAUUAUCAUCAUCGUCGUCAAAUUCUGAUAAAGAUGUCAUCAUUCCAACUGGACAAUCAUCCUUGUUAUUCAAAGCUGUCCGAUACAAUGUAUCUGGUGAUAUGAGGGAUACUAAAUUGUCGACCUGUAAAGAACAAGUGGAAGAUAUUGUCAAUCAAAUCAUGAAACAAAGUGGUCAAGCCGAAAAUGCUAGAUUUAUUGUUUAUAAGCCUAUUAUCAGUCUCUCACAAGCCGAAAAAAACGGAUGGUUUGUUCAAAAAAAUGGGAUACAAACUCAAGCAUGCCAUCUGGAUUUAGUUUAUCAUCAAAUCAUUUGUAUUUAAUAGUAGAUAUUUAAAGUAAAUAAAUAAAAAAAACC
This is a messenger RNA of Halteromyces radiatus, 3023 nucleotides long. Its product is annotated as SacI homology domain-containing protein. Bases 67 to 2988 code for a protein of 973 amino acids. The transcript is spliced from 17 exons. Lineage: Eukaryota; Fungi; Mucoromycota; Mucoromycetes; Mucorales; Cunninghamellaceae. Gene Ontology annotation, cellular component: endoplasmic reticulum. The record is from RefSeq and is a predicted model, not a curated record. Gene Ontology annotation, biological process: phosphatidylinositol dephosphorylation. Gene Ontology annotation, molecular function: phosphatidylinositol-4-phosphate phosphatase activity.